Messenger RNA from Hemicordylus capensis (graceful crag lizard), 4128 nucleotides. It is a transcript of the gene STX7, whose product is annotated as syntaxin 7. Gene Ontology annotation, molecular function: SNARE binding; SNAP receptor activity. Gene Ontology annotation, biological process: vesicle fusion; intracellular protein transport; vesicle-mediated transport. The transcript is spliced from 10 exons. Lineage: Eukaryota; Metazoa; Chordata; Lepidosauria; Squamata; Cordylidae. The record is from RefSeq and is a predicted model, not a curated record. Bases 854 to 1633 code for a protein of 259 amino acids. Gene Ontology annotation, cellular component: SNARE complex; endomembrane system; synaptic vesicle.
CUUUCAUGGUGGGGCUGGCAAGUCAUUUAAUGGGGCCGAGCCCUUGUUUGCGCCAGGGUCGACACGGCCGGCUCCCUCUCCUCUUCCGUCAGCCCGCGGGGACGGCGAUCGCGAGGCUCGGUCAGCAAGUCGUCGCCGCCGCCGCCGCCCAGUCCCCGGCCGGGGCGGCUGGAAUGAGGCCGGCAAGCCUUUCAGCAGGGCGGGCCGCUGUCUGGCUCAGUGUCGAUACGGGCCACUGACAAGCGUGCAGGCGAAAGCCACGCAGCUUCGAACUCGAAAGCGAGGGAAGAGGAAGUGCCCCCCCGCCGCCGCCCGAUGUCAGAGGCAGCCUGGCUGUCAAAAGCCGAGGUCCCUGCUAAAAAACGGCGUCGACAUCGGCCGCCUCGGUAGAAAAGGCUGUAUAGAAAAAUGCCUGUGCAGCCUGCCUGCGAGUGAGCCAGAGAUGCUGCCGACGUUGCCCUCACUGAUGACUUCCUCUUCUUCUUCCUCCUCAAGCUGGUUCUUGAGAUUAAUCGGGAGGCGAGAAUUAAGUGGCUCUGUGGAGUUCAGCUUUGAAAACCUCGGUUGCUCGCUGGGCUGGGAGCAACUCCUCACUGAGGCUGCAGUCCAGUGCCUUCUUAUUUGGAUGAAACUCCUGUUACACUUGGUAGAACUUCUGCAUGCAUGUGCAUAGGGCUGGGCUGUGCCCUAUGCACAGGCGCUCCAGGCGCACAGCCCAUAUCUCCUGUAUGCUACAGAGAUAUAGUGCAGCAGAUUGCACAAUACUUUGUGUUCAACUACUCUGAUAUAAACUACAAGUUGUUGUUCCUGGUGAACCUACUGUCUAUGACCUUAGUGAGCAUCCUAAUCAGCCAUGGCGUACAGUACAGGUGUCGCAGGAGAUCCAAACCAGCUCGCACAGCGUAUAACUUCUAACAUCCAAAAAAUCACACAAUGCUCUGCAGAAAUACAAAGAGUACUGAAUCAACUUGGAACACCACAAGACACACAUGAAUUGCGGCAACAGCUGCAACAGAAGCAGCAGUAUACAAACCAACUUGCCAAAGAGACAGACAAAUACAUUAAAGAGUUUGGAUCUCUGCCUUCAGUAAAUGAGCAGCGUCAAAGAAAAAUACAGAAAGACAGGCUUGUGAAUGAGUUCACUACAGCACUGAGUAACUUCCAGAGGGUCCAAAGACAAGCUGCUGAAAGAGAGAAAGAGCUUGUAGCAAGAGUUCGAGCCAGCUCUAGAGUGUCUGGUAGUGCUGAGGACGGCUACAGAGAAGGAGCGCUAGUCUCCUGGGACAGCCAACCUCAAGCUCAAGUACUAGAUGAAGAAAUCACAGAAGAUGACCUUCGUCUUAUUGAGGAAAGAGAAUCUGCCAUCAGGCAGCUUGAGGCAGACAUCACAGACAUAAAUGAAAUAUUUAAAGACCUGGGGAUAAUGAUUCAUGAACAAGGAGAUGUGAUAGAUAGCAUAGAAGCCAAUGUAGAAACAGCUGAAGUCCACGUCCAGCAAGCAAAUCAGCAGUUGUCUAGAGCAGCAGAUUACCAGCGCAAGUCCCGUAAGAAAAUGUGUAUCCUCGUCAUUGUACUUGUUGUAGGAGCAACCAUCCUCGGCCUAAUCAUAUGGGGAGCAACAAAAACAUCAUGAUGUGCUAAAUUAUGCAGGAGGAUUUCCAUGAUCAUGUCUCAGAAUGAAACUGUUCAGUAAAUGAAUUAUCCAUCUUUAUCACUUCUGCUUUUCUACAAAAUGCAUUUUUAAUUGGAGAUGGGUCUUUUUUUUUUUUUUUAAGCUUGCCUAGUAAGAUUAAUCCAAAUGUAUUGUGGCAUUGGAUGCAGCAAUGUAAGCUUGCCAGUACUUAAACCAAGAGAAGGCAACUUCCUAUCUGGUACCUGCCACUUGGUUGCUUUCUCUCUUACCUCAAGGCCAGGUCAUGUUGGUGAUUGGGUUCAAGGCUCACAUACCAUGUGUAGUGAUAAAGUGGGCCAAACUUUCACCUUAGGUUAUUGAGCUUCACCCCUUGAAGGCCUCACAAGGGGACUUGGAAAGCAACAUGCAAGCGAUAUAUUGUCAAACUCCAAUUUCAUUGGCCAACUUAACGCAUGCCUUUAUAGAGGAAACUUAAUUUACUAAACUAAUCAUUAAUAACUUUCAAAGAUUCACUCCCUGACUUUCUAGUCUGAAUCAAAUUUCAUUGUUUCUCAUCCUUGAGAUGCCAUUUAUUCUUAAACUUGUAGAAGGGUCUGUUCAUACCACUCCUGUGAGCCAUUCAAAUCUUGAUAGGUUGCUUGAGGCUGAAGUCUUGUUCUGUCUUUCUGAAACUUUUGGAUUAUUUGCAAUUUCUCCUUUGCUUAAAAAGUAUCUUUUUCAUAUUUUGAUAUAAACCUGAUACUGGAUAUCAGCAAACCUGGCAAAGCCAUUCUAAUAAAUGGUUAAUAAUGUAGACUGUGUAUGUUUAUGCUCACUUUACAAUGAGACUUUUGAGACAGUUAAAAUUAGCUAAAAUUUGCACACUAAUUUAUGCACUUGUCUGAUGUUUAAAAUUUAAAGUAUGGCAAAACCAAUAUGUACAGUUGCAGACAUGGCUCUGCAGAGCUCUCUGAUCUGAAUUUCUGAAUAAUAUACACAUGCCUGACUGUAAAUCUGUUUAGUAAUUCUUGUCUCUGGUGCAAGUAGGCAAUGCAGCUGGAGGCCUGUGAUUGGGUUGAAUUGCAGACCUAGGUACCUUUUUAUGUCUUCCCAUGUGGGGCAGAGAGCUCUGGUGCAGACCAUUUGGGUUGGGGGUCACACUGGAAAAUAGCAUUGGGCGAAAAGUUAAGCUGCCUUUACCCUAAAAACACACACAACAAAAACCCAUCCAUAUCACAGAUCUCUGGCUGCCUUGUUUAGUUUGGCCCUCAAAUUCUUGUAUAUAGUGGUGGUCAGUGAAAUAUUCAAAUUUUAAUAUUACUUUCAUUCUAGUGAGCCCUAGCUAGCGUAAACGGCAAUCCUAACUUCUGUUUCCUGAAAGAGAUUAAUCCUUUUUUCCUGGAUAUGCUAAAUAUUGCAAGUUCUGAUCAAUUACAUUCAGUGGCCUACAUUAGGCUUGUGCAAGUUAAUAAAGUCAGAAAAGGGUGUCGGAAAUCCCAGCCCUCACCACAAGGAGGCAACAUAACACAGGGUAACUGCCCCUGGUGGUGUGGUGGCGGCUCUUUAAUUGUGGGGGGAGGCUGGGUGACUGAAGAGAAUCACAAGAGCGUCCAUGGGCGGGAGAGGAGAGAUGCAGGGCAGCCUAGGGAAGCAUGCGGGGUGAUUGGGAGGAAGCGUGGGAUGGCUGGGUGCUGUCGUCGUCUGAGCAACACUACAGUAUCCAGCCAUCCCAUGCCUCCACCUGCCCCACAUGCUUUCCCAGGCUGCCUUGCAUCACUCCACACCCACCUUUGGAUGCUCCCAAGAUUCUGUUCAGCUGCCCCUGUGCCAGUGUUGGGUCGGCAGUUAAACAGUGGCCACCACUGCUAUAUUAGCAGGGGCAAUUGCCCAGCGUUCUGUUGCCGCCUCAUGGUGGGGGUUGGGAUUUCUGACAUCCUUUAUUGACUUGCACAGGCCUAGCCUACAUUCUGUGCCGCCAGCCAUGCACCCAAGAGGGAGAUUUACUUUCUGACUCUGCUACACUCAGCAGUGUGGGAUGUUCCUGACAAUGGCAGGGGAGGCUCAGUCCAUCCUAAGCAUGCUGCCAGAUAGUGUCCAUGGUGUUAGCUGAUCACUAGGGAGCAUCUAUGUGCUGGUGAGUGCAGUGGAGCCAAGCAAGCCCGCAUCCUGCUUGGCUGCAGGCUGGCUGUGCCGAAUGUUAGCCAGCUUAAUUAUCUCAAGGUUUUUAAGAUCAGUUUUUGUGCCAUCUUGUAGUAACAUAUUGGAAGAGUAAUACAAAGCUAUUUGCCAAGCUAAUCAGUUUUGUUUUUAAUAAUGAUUGAACUAAUUAAAAAUUACUGUAUAAAUCUUACUUCUGUCUUACACAUUUUUGUACAGCAGUUGGAUAGAGAAGCAGCAUUUACGUGAUACACUCCGAGACUUGUGAUUUUGGGGGUGGGGAACUAAAAGUGUCUACAAGCUGAACUUUGCACCAUUUAAAUAAAGGCAGUUUCAAAAGCAAACAUUUCUUGAAUUGA